AUGCACCGCGCCGGCCCCGCCCCCUUUGCGCGUGCGCAGUCUUCCCGGCGAGGCUGCGAGGCAGAAGGUGAGUUGGGCGAGGGAGCGCGUGUGCCUGGAGGGAUUUUUGGGGGGCACCUUCUUCUUCUUCUUCCCUGCAAAACGGGGGGGGGCAUCAGAGGGGGCCCUGAGGCCCGGGUCCGGGGUGCAAAUGGGCAGCAGGGGUGGGGUGGGGGGUCGGGAGGGGGGCUGCCCUCCUGGGGAGUUCGCUUUCAAGGUUCUAGUCCUCAAGGAGGAGCAGGGAAAUUCAGGGAGGAGGAGGAGGAGGAGAGGGGCUGUCGGAGGCUGCAAGCCCCUGGGGCUGUGCUCUGCUCCCCACCGUGCAGGGCCAGAUUUAGGCAUCAUCAUAAUCAUAAUAAUUCAUAAUAAUUUUAUUUAUACCCUGCCCUCCCCGGGCAGAGCCGGUCUCAGGGCAGCUAACACCAGUAAAAGUACAGUAAAAACAUAAUAGGGGGGACCCCCCCCCCCCAAUUUAAAGUACAGGUUAAAAUGCAAUUUAAAAUGCAGCCCAUAGUAUAAGCUAAGCAAGCUAUAGCUUAGGGGCUCACUCUCUUGGGCCCCCCCCAAAAUUAAAGGAUAAAAUAGUAAUCUGGAUACACAUUUCCAAAAUACAGGGUAAAAAAACAAAUAAAAUCAAACCUACAUCCAGCAACAGUGUUUUGUAGGCUCACAUGAUGUAAGUCAUGGGCCCCACCUGCUCCCUAAAAUAUCACCGGUUUGCUCAUUUCUAUAUAUAGGGUGCUGAUAUUUGGCAUGGACUUUGCAUGGACUUUUCAACAAUUACUUUGAUAAAAUACCUAUUUUGUGAUGUGCAAAUGGUCUUAGAUACAUACCUAUUAGGUCAAAAAACAAGUACAUUAAUAAUUUUUAAAAGGCAUUUAUAAAAUCUUUUGAGUGCUGGUGUAUUUUCCCCCUGAAAUCCUCAUCAUUUUAUUGAGCCCUGUGUAAAAUUUCAAAGAGAUCUGGUUAUUGGUUAUGGAGAAAAAUAAAAUAAAAUGUACACAAGGGUAUCUUGUGCCGAGGGUCUUGUGUCGAGAGGGGCACACAAUGCAGAUUUAACGAAACUUCGAAGUGCUAUAAAAUUAAAACCGUUUGAGAUAGAGGGAAAAAAUUUAAGGGGGUUUCUUUCAACCACAAGGGAAGGGUGCAGGACAAGUUUCAUCAAAAUCUGAGAUGAUUUUGGGGUGACGAAACCCUUGUUUUUUUGCAUUGAUUUGAUGUGGAAUGACCCCUUUGUCGCUGCACCCCAUUAUAUUUUAAACUUAGAGAGGCCUAUGAACACACAUCUUAUUUCAAUGAACUGACUUUUGUGCAACUUCCGAAAGCUUUUACAGAGUUACAAUUAAAUAUAAUAAACUCUGCUUAUAGAGAUGGGAGACACAGAGGCAGACCAACAAAUGAACGCGUUUGCAUUAGGGGAUGUCCUGAGGACCUUAUGCAUUAUAUCUUUUGCUGCCUCUUAUAUAAUGAAGCAAGAGAACGAUUUUUAGCACCUAUAAUGACAAGCUCCCCUGGCCACAACCCCUCUGACUUGAUUUUAUAUCUCCUCGCAGACACAGAUGAGUAUGUGACCUGGUGUGUAGCACUCUUUGCAACUGCCGCUAGGAAAACUAGAGCAAAUUAUAUAGCCACCAACUGUAAAGGAGAUGAAUUUAUUUGACCCUGUCUACAUCAAGCUAUAUUCUAUCUUUAUCACCAAACUCUGAAUAUAAUUGCACAUUGAUUAAUUAACAUUAUUUCUUAAUACAUUAGUGGCCAUGUGAUAAUUUUAGCUUAUAAAUUUUAUUGUUUAAUGUCUUAACUUGUAUAUGAAGGUACUUUUACAGCUCUGUUUAGAGCAGGCAAUGUCUUGAUAAUAUAAUUUUUUUUGGUAUUAAUCCAGUAUAUUUUCUUUUAAUUGCUGAAUGAUUCUGUGUACAUUGUGGCAGCCUUUGGCUAUGUGCAAUAAAACGGACAGAUGCAAUACGAGAUAAACCUAAAAAAUUGGUGAAAGAAGAAUGGGAAUGUUUAAAUAAUUAUUUAGUGGACAAGGGCUCAACCAGAAAGACCUGGCUAUGUUUAGAAUGAUACCGCAUAGAGAAAUGCUCCCUGAUACCAAGAUGAGGGAUUCCUUUGGAAUGCAGAUAGAGAGAAUUAAUAAGAAUAAUGAUCUGUUGUGAACUUGACGGAAGUGCACAAUAGAUGAGCUUUCCUGUUUUGGCUCAUAGAAUCAUAGAAUCCUAGAGUUGGAAGAGACCACAAGGGCCAUCGAGUCCAACCCCCUGCCAAGCAGGAAACACCAUCAGAGCACUCCUGACAUAUGGUUGUCAAGCCUCUGCUUAAAGACCUCCAAAGAAGGAGACUCCACCACACUCCUUGGCAGCAAAUUCCACUGUCAAACAGCUCUUACUGUCAGGAAGUUCUUCCUAAUGUUGAGGUGGAAUCUUCUUUCUUGUAGUUUGGAUCCAUUGCUCCGUGUCCGCUUCUCUGGAGCAGCAGAAAACAACCUUUCUCCCUCCUCUAUGUGACAUCCUUUUAUAUAUUUGAACAUGGCUAUCAUAUCACCCCUUAACCUCCUCUUCUCCAGGCUAAACAUGCCCAGCUCCCUUAGCCGUUCCUCAUAAGGCAUCGUUUCCAGGCCUUUGACCAUUUUGGUUGCCCUCCUCUGGACACGUUCCAGUUUGUCAGUGUCCUUCUUGAACUGUGGUGCCCAGAACUGGACACAGUACUCCAGGUGAGGUCUGACCAGAGCAGAAUACAGUGGCACUAUUACUUCCCUUGAUCUAGAUGCUAUACUCCUAUUGAUGCGGCCCAGAAUUGCAUUGGCUUUUUUAGCUGCCGCUAAAAAAGCCAUCUUCCCUUUUUCUUUUCUUCCCCCCUUCUUUUUUCCUUUUUCCUUUUCUUUUCCUUUCCCAUAGUGGCUUAUGUUUUAUGCCAUGUACUUUGAUAUUUUUUGUAGUUUUUUAGUUUUUCCCCAUUACUAUUAUUAAGGAAUUUUCUUUUGUAAUUUUGGUUGUCUCUAUUUAUAUGUACUUGUUUAACACAAAAUAAAAGUAUUUAAAAAACCCACAACGGACUGACUGACCUCCCUGAGCCUCCCUUUCCUCGCAGGGACCAUGAGGCUCUCCGUCCUCCUUGCCGCAGCGGAGAAAUUCAAGCCGCACCCCGGCUACCGCUAUGGCAUGAACCGGCCCGGCUCGGUCGCUGACAAGGCCAAGAACCCUCCGUGGGUCUGGCGGAAGAAGAUCCCCGUGGAGCCCAUCAAAGACGAGGACUGGAAGUUCUUCAAGGGCGACACGGUGAGGUCUCAACCUGCUCUCAGCUACCCGCUUUGUCUGUGCCCACUCGCUUCCGCAAUGCCCGCCUCCCAAGGCUUGACCGCUACCAUGGGAACUCUGUGGGGCAGCCCUUGGAGGUCAGGAUCCAGAACGGUCCCUUGCUUGCCCCCAAACGGGGCAGCCAACCCAACCGGGAGUCUUCCCUUCCUGCCGACCCCCAUCCCCACGUGCCAUGCCUUUCUCUCGUCCUUUUAGGUCCAGAUUCUGAAGGGGAAGGACUUGGGCAAGCAAGGGAUGGUCUCCCAGGUGAUCCGAGAGCGGAACUGGGUUGUUCUGGAGGGCCUGAAUGUGGUAAGUGAUGAUGAUGAUGGUGGUGCCCUUGGGCUCCCCCCCUCCAGGAGAGAAGUGGGGUGUUCUGGGGGCUUUGGCACACUGAGACCCUUAUGUGCUCUUUGGCUCAGCCUUCUCGGUGGUGGCCCCUGCCCUGUGGAACGCCCUCCCACCAGAUGUCGAAGAGAACAACAACUACCAGACUUUUAGAAGACAUCUGAAGGCAGCCCUGUUUAGAGAAGCUUUAAAUGUUUGAUGCAUUACAGUAUUUUAAUAUUUUGUUGGAAGCUGCCCAGAGUGGCUGGGGAAGCCUAGCCAGAUGGGUGGGGUAUAAAUUAUAAAUUAUUAUUCCUUCCCUCCCCUUUCCGGUAGCACUACCGAUACACGGGCAAGUCCGGCGCCUACGGUGGGAUGUACAUGGCCAGUGAGGGUCCACUGCUGAUCAACUGGGUGUCCCUGGUCGACCCCACUGACAGGUAAGGGGGCAGGGCAAAAGAAUUUGCCCCUUGAUCACCAUUCCUGAAUUCGUUGCUUGUGAUCCCUGCGUGGCCAAGGGUUGGACUUCAGGGGCCAGCAAACUUUUCCAGCAGGGGUUUGGUCCACUGUCGCUCAGACCUUGUGGGGGGCCGGGCUAUAUUUUGGGGGAAAAAAUAAAUGAAGGAAUUCCUAUGCCCCACAAAUAACCCAGAGAUGCAUUUUAAAUAAAAGGACACAUUCUGCUCAUGUAAAAACAUGCUGAUUCCUGGACCGUCUGCAGGUCGGAUUUAGAAAGCAAUUGGGCCAGAUCCGGCCCCUGGGCCUUAGUUUGCCUACCCAUAAACUAGGUGGCUCUUUGGGUCCCUCCAAACUCGAUGAUUCUGUGAUCCCAUGAUCUGCGGGGGGUGAACGGCGUCCCCCUGAAAGCACCGUGGAUUCGUUUCCAGAGGUUAGGCUCCCCUUCGUUUAUUUAAGAGCUUUUCUAAACUGCUGAAUGUUCUAAAAGCCUCUAAACAGCAGGCUCGUUCACUGGAGGAAGAGGAAAACCCUUUCUAGCCUUCCAUCGUAAUUUGUUGUAUAUUAUUAUUAUUAAACUGGCUUUCACCCCAAGGUCUCAGGACCGUUUCCAGAGAUUAAAACUCAAUCUUAAAAACAGUUAGCUCACAGAAAUAAGUUGGGGCAUAAAAAUAUAUUUCUCAAGUGUCCAAAGAUAAGAGGUCUGUCUCCGGAAGCUGUAGAAUGAAAGUCUCAGGAUUUUUAAAAAUGAACAUUUAAUAUUAUUUGUAAACCAGCCGGUGAGAUUAAGGAUGAUUAAGAGGUAUUUAAAUCCUGCUAGGUAAAUGAAAUAUCGAAUGUUCUCCUUUUUUGUUACGACAACAAACACCUGGGGACUUAUUUCCCCUGUGAGCCAUAUACUCAGAGACUGAAGACUUUGGUGUUUUUAAGCGAGGCCAGGUGGGCAGGGUAUUAAUAAUAAAACUAUUAUUAUUAUUAGUGUUUUUCUUCUGGAAAAAGGGUGCCAGUACUGCGUAACCUUGAGCACCCCCAGAAAAAAGCACUGAUAUUUUUAUUGUUGUUGUUUAACAGUUUGACGAUUGAUCCGCAGGCUAAGUUUAGUUAUUUAUAUUUUGUAAACACUAUACGCCACUCAGUUGUAAAAAAAUUACAGCAUGCAGAAAAUUUAAACCCACACCAACUUCUGAAGCAUCUGGGUGGCUUAAGCAAGAAUGUUUUUAGCAGAUGCUGAAAUUCAGCUUGAGCUUGCUUUCAAACACGCCCCCCCAAAUCCCACUUCCCCAUCCCCGCUGGACUCUCCCUGGGCCCCCCCUCUCCCUUCUCGUCUGCCCCUUGCCCCCCAGGCUGCCCACCGAGGUGGAAUGGCGCUACACGGAGGAAGGAGAGAGGGUCCGCGUCUCCCUCCGGACCGGCAGGAUCAUCCCGAAGCCCUUGGAGCAGAGAGACGAUGGCAUCAUCCCAGAACAAUGGACAGGUGAGUGGCUCUUGCAUUUGGGAGUGGAGCUGGCAUGGAGUGGAUUUCUGUGGGGAAAAGGGAAUCUGUUCACCUGUUGCCUCAGGCGGACCCUGCCUUGGUUCUGAGCUGUCCUCUGUCAUGUGGACUAGGAACUUGGUUCUGGGUUUACAGAACCUGCACCAUAGCAUUAAAAAACACACCCAGUCUCCUAAUUUCCUGCACCCCGUUUUCUCUUCUCCUCCUUUCCCCCCUGCCUUGCUGCUGAAGACUGCCCCAAGGACACGUCUGUUGAGGACGCCCUGGAGAAGACCUACGUCCCUUCCUUGAAGACGUUCCAGGAGGAGAUCAUGGAGCUCAUGGGUAUUGUGGAGACACGCCGCUUCAGGAAGUCCUACUGGUAUUGA
Podarcis lilfordi (Lilford's wall lizard) is the source of this 5978-nucleotide messenger RNA. NCBI's taxonomy places the organism in Eukaryota, Metazoa, Chordata, Lepidosauria, Squamata, Lacertidae. The record is from the annotation of a GenBank genome assembly.